This is a messenger RNA of Strongyloides ratti, 522 nucleotides long. RefSeq names its product Peptidyl-prolyl cis-trans isomerase D. Gene Ontology annotation, molecular function: peptidyl-prolyl cis-trans isomerase activity. NCBI's taxonomy places the organism in Eukaryota, Metazoa, Nematoda, Chromadorea, Rhabditida, Strongyloididae. Gene Ontology annotation, biological process: protein folding; protein peptidyl-prolyl isomerization. The transcript is spliced from 2 exons. Bases 1 to 522 code for a protein of 173 amino acids. The record is from RefSeq and is a predicted model, not a curated record.
AUGGCACGACCAAAAGUAUUUUUUGAUGUUGCUACAAAAACAAGCAAACUUGGGAGAAUUGUUUUUGAAUUGUAUGCAGAUACCGUUCCAAAAACAUGUCAAAAUUUCAAAGCUUUAUGUACAGGUGAAAAAGGUAUUGGAAAAUUAGGAAAACCAUUACAUUAUAAAGGAUCAACUUUUCAUAGAAUUAUUCCUCAAUUUAUGAUUCAAGGUGGUGAUUUUACACAUGGAACUGGUAUUGGAGGUGAAUCAAUCUAUGGAGAAAAGUUUGCUGAUGAAAAUUUUAAACACACUCACUCUGGUCCAGGAAUUUUAUCAAUGGCUAAUGCCGGUAAAAAUACUAAUGGAAGUCAAUUUUUUAUUACAACUGUUGAAACCCCAUGGUUAGAUGGUAAUCAUGUUGUUUUUGGAAAAGUAGUUGAAGGAAUGGAAGUAGUCAAGGCUAUUGAAAAAUUUGGAACCAGAAGUGGUGCUCCAUCUCAAACUGUUACCAUUGAAGAAUGCGGUGAAGUUAAAGAAUAA